Homalodisca vitripennis (glassy-winged sharpshooter) is the source of this 2528-nucleotide messenger RNA. RefSeq names its product polycystic kidney disease 2-like 1 protein. Bases 135 to 2267 code for a protein of 710 amino acids. Gene Ontology annotation, molecular function: calcium ion binding; calcium channel activity. Gene Ontology annotation, cellular component: membrane. Lineage: Eukaryota; Metazoa; Arthropoda; Insecta; Hemiptera; Cicadellidae. The transcript has 15 exons. The record is from RefSeq and is a predicted model, not a curated record. Gene Ontology annotation, biological process: detection of mechanical stimulus.
UUAACAUCUGUGUUAGCAGUGACACACUGAUACGACCUUAUACUGCUACGUAAACUCGGUUUAUUCUUCAACUUUAUCUGUUCGUGGGACGACAAUUCUUAUUUACGAGUGAGCACUAAAACUGGUUCAUAAAUAUGGCAAAGGUAAAGAAGGGUCCAGAUUCAGAUGGACCUGGAACUUCUGGAGAGGCCUCUGUGAGGAAGCGGAAGAAGGGGGAUAAAAAUGAGGACUUCGAGAUGAUCGAUAAGGACGAAGUACCUGAGGAAAACAAACCAACGGAACCAAAAAAAGCCCCAAAAAUCUUUACCACAAGGGAAAUUGGAAAGCGGUAUUUACCAAGGGAGGAGUACCUUGUUCUCUGUAUAAGAGAAAUGUUGAUAUAUUUCAUAUUUAUAUUCGUUGUGGCUUUGUUGGCGGCGGGACAUCGCAGCAAGAGCGAGUAUUACUUGUCGAGGGUGAUGACAAAACUGUUUGUGGAGACCAAGUUCAAAACACUGUCAACAUCGGAGAUAAUAAGCUACAAUGACAUUAAUACCUUAGAGCAGACUUGGGAGUAUUUUAACUACUAUUUGACCAAUACCUACUGGGAUUACUGGUACAGUUAUACAGACAGAUUUUUCCCAGUUUAUGACGAAGAUAGAGGAAUAUUUUAUGAAAAUAAACUCAUGGGAAGGCCAAGGCUGAGACAGUUGAGAGUGAGAAAUGACUCCUGCACAGUGCCAGAAGACUUCAAACUCAUGUUUGCCAACUGCUAUGCUGAGUACUCGAGUAGUUCAGAGAGUACAGACACAUACGGCCCAGCAAACAGAUCAGUAUGGUCAUUCGAAAGUGCAAGUAAACUAAAGUCACUUCCUAUAACUGGAGAAAUAUCAACAUAUGGUGGCGGUGGAUUUUCUUUGGACUUUUCUGAUACCUUGGAGACUACCAAUAACACAAUCAGGGAAUUGUUCCAAAAUCUUUGGUUGGACAGGGGAUCAAGAGCUUUGAUCUUACAGUUCACCACAUACAACACCAAUGAGAAUAUCUUCUUCACUUUGCAAUUGCUGUUGGAGUUGCCCCCAACUGGAGGGGUUUUGCCCUAUUAUAAAAUACAUGUUGGAAAAUUUUUGAGAAGAGACAUGUGGGACUUCGUCUUACUUGGGUUUACAGGGCUGUUUGUGUUAUUCGUGAUCAUGUAUACAGUGGAAGAGGUCUUUGAAUUUCUUUACUUCAAAUGGUAUUAUCUGAGUUCUUUUUGGAACUUUCUGGAUCUUGUGAUUUUAAUAUUGAGCUAUAUAACCCUGGGCUAUUUUAUAUACUCAUUUAUGGUGAUUGAAGAUGAAAUUCCUAAACUGAUCAAGAUUACUGAUAAUCAUGCUUGUUUUGACAAUGUGAACAAUGCACUAAACUCGUACGUUACAUAUCUUGCGAUUUUGUUCUUUUUCGCUGCCAUCAAAGUGCUAAAGUACAUGAACUUUAACCAUUCAAUGCACCAAAUGCAGACCACUCUUUCCAGAGCAACCAAGGACAUUGCCUGUUUCUCUGUAAUCUUCUUCAUUGUGUUCAUAACCUUUGCUCAGCUUGGACAUUUACUGUUUGGAAGCCAGGUUCAAGACUUUAGAUCGUUUGUGACAUCAGUGUUUGCUCUUCUACGAACAGCUGUAGGAGACUUCGACUAUCAUAAAAUUGAAAAUGUCAAUCACUUCCUUGGACCAGUAUACUUCUUUGCGUAUAUAUUCUUCAUUUACUUCAUACUCGUUAAUAUGUUCUUGGCGAUCAUAAUUGACACAUACUCGGAAGUGCGGACUAGUAUCAGAGAUCAGACGAAGGAGCUGCACACCGGAGAUAUACUUGGGAGAUGGUUUAGAACCUUGUUACAGAACUGUGGUUGUGGCAGACUUAUAGCCAAGUACGAUGAGCCUCCUACCACUGGCACAGGUCCAUCUCCCACUGAGGACCUUCAGAACUUCUUACGCAGAUGUGGCUUUACUGAAAUGGAAAUUGAUCUCUUUUUUGCAAAAUUUGACAUUCCUCGAGACAAAGCAAUAACACAAGAGGAAAUGCGGAACAAACUUCUGACCAAUUUACAAUCAGAUGCAGCAGGAAAACCACAAGCUGUUCCUGAAGGUCAAGAAAGAGACGAGUUAGGAGAAACGCUCAUGGCUCGUAUUCGAGUCUUAGAAGACAACAUCACCGAAGUAAACUACAAAAUAGAUUUGAUUGACAACAAGAUAGAUGCCAUUCAGCAGAUUAGAUCACGAAAACGCACGGCCCAGGCUGACACCUGAGCUGAUUAUUGUUUACUAUUACAAGUGUUUAACGUGUUCUGUGACUUUUUCACCAUUUUUCUAAAGUCUGUUGUUUUACUAUGUAUCAUUAAAUAGCCGUGUCAUGUUUCAGUUCUUAGUACCAAGUGUUAUAUUGUUUCCAGCAAUACAGUAUAUUUUACAAAUACCUUCUGAGCAAUGCAAUUACGUAGCUCUCAACUAACCAUGUACAUUAGUUCUUAACUUUAUUUUGUUUCAAUAAAUGGACUGCAUACUAAUUUA